Molecule: messenger RNA, 2124 nt
Organism: Mollisia scopiformis
Lineage: Eukaryota; Fungi; Ascomycota; Leotiomycetes; Helotiales; Mollisiaceae
Exons: 7
Coding region: 255-2003 (582 amino acids)
Biological process (GO): regulation of DNA-templated transcription
Molecular function (GO): sequence-specific DNA binding; DNA-binding transcription factor activity
Source: RefSeq, a predicted model, not a curated record
CAGUCAGGACUUCCUCAACACCUCCCACAGCAGCAGCAUCGUACGCGACACUCGUUGAGUCCUCGACCAACUUGCAAUCCUUUGUUCCAGAAAUUCUGCGCUGCAGCGAGGCUGAGUGGCCACACGGCUUGAGUGAACCCUGUCGCGGAUAGCUGCAUAUCAGCAGUAGCAUCAGACAAAGAAGAGCUUCUUCCAUCACCAUACAUCGCGAGACCUGAGAAUCGUCAAUCUGGAUGCAAUGAGGUAACUCGACGAUGGAAACAACGGACGAGAGAGCGCAACGGGGUCCCUUCAUGGGCGAUACUCAACCAGGCCAAAUGACCGCUCGAACAGUACCAAUCCUUCAAACUCCUAUCCUACAGACCUCAGCUCCGCCUGUCGGUGACCCAAUGGAGGUGACACCUCCUGCGACGAGUUCGAUGGCUCCCCCCUCUCGAACAAGCCCAGAUACAGAUGCAAACGGCGUACAUGAUCAAAUGAUGAUGGGGGAUCAGCCAAGUUCUGGCAGUCUGGCAGGACCUAAUGCUGCUGCUGCCGCCGCCGCAGGUGCUCAACAACCUAAAGUAGUACAGACUGCUUUCAUCCACAAGCUGUACAAUAUGUUAGAAGAUCAAAGCAUACAGCACCUGAUAUCAUGGUCGAAUUCAGCUGAAAGCUUUGUAAUGUCUCCUUCCAAUGACUUUUCCAAAGUCCUUUCACAAUAUUUCAAGCACACAAAUAUCUCGUCAUUCGUGCGACAAUUGAACAUGUACGGCUUUCACAAAGUCAGCGAUGUCUUUCAUACAGGGUCACCCGAAUCUCCUUUGUGGGAAUUCAAGCAUGGAAAUGGUAAUUUCAAACGGGGCGACCUCAUUGGCCUCAGAGAGAUCAAACGCAGAGCAUCAAGACAUGCUUUGGUACACAGAGAUUCAUAUUCUGCUCCGAAACCCCCACUUUCGCAACCCGGUACACCAGCAGAGCCAAUGCUAUCGAUGCAAGAGUCGACCGAGUCGAGAUUAACCCAUCUUGAACAUAAUUUUUAUGAGGUGCAUGCUAGGCUUGCAAGAAGCGAGGAUAAUUCGCAAUUCAUGCAUGUCAGGAAUCAAGUGGUUAUGGAAGCUUUGUCUAGAUCGCUCCAACUUAAUCAUGACAUGUCUCGAGCUAUCCUCUCACUUAUUCCUAAUCCAGAUACACCUCUACACCGGGAUGUCAUCAAUAUGCAAGCCGAGAUACAACGACAAGUUGAUGUUAUCCGAACUUUAGAAGAGCCUCCCGAACCUCCUUUUUCGGGAAGUCGGCCCUAUUUCUCCAAUCUCUCACUCGAUAACGCCCCCGUCUCGCCUCGACAAAUCCCACAAGAUGAUCCUCGUCGUGCCCCGACCAUGGGAGUACCCCCUCGACAGAACUACUAUCGGCCGCCCGUUCCCUCUCACUUAUCGAUUACUCCUCGCCGAUAUGGGUCGAUUGGGGCUAGCACGUCACAAUCGUCUCCAAGCUCACUCAGAUCUCAAGCUCCUCCCCCACCUCCACCUCCUCAUCCUCUAGCAACUGUAGCAUCGCCGCCAACCAACCUUCCUCGACGCCAUACUUCAGCAGACAUUCGAAACGUACAAGGUUGGCAAGCGAAUGCCUCUUCACCAUUUGCUUCUGGCCAGUCCUCAAGCCAGUGGCCUUCAUCACCCAAGAGAGGUCCGAUAGUUCUAAAUGAGGACCAACACAUACGUGAUAGUUUCAGCUCUUACUCACUUACACAAGCAUCAUCUCAAGGCCGCACCGAAGGAUCCCGGCCAACAACCCCUCCUCCCUAUACGAAUGGAAGUACUGUCGACCACCUAAACAGCUGGUCUUGGGGAUCCUCUCGAGAUAAAAGUGGUGGCACAGGUCUAUUCAAAGAUAACUCCGGCCCACCAACUAGAAGGGGUAGCAUGGCACACAUUCUCAACCCAGCCGAGACCGCCGAACGAGACGAAGAACACGAAGAAGAGAUGAGAGAAGAAGAUAGGAAGCGAAAGCGCUUGCAGUAAUAUAGCAUGCCAUCAAUAUUCUACUUUUGCAAUAACGACACUCACGCUUUACCUUCCGCUUUUAAUAACGUAUCAUAACAUAGGGAAAUGGGUUUUGGGAGGCAACAAUUCCUUUCUGUUA